Ornithodoros turicata is the source of this 1962-nucleotide messenger RNA. RefSeq lists its product as uncharacterized. The transcript is spliced from 3 exons. NCBI's taxonomy places the organism in Eukaryota, Metazoa, Arthropoda, Arachnida, Ixodida, Argasidae. The coding region runs from base 1 to 1962 and encodes 653 amino acids. The record is from RefSeq and is a predicted model, not a curated record.
AUGGCUAAGAGAAUUGAAGUGACCACCUCCUUCAUCGGAAACAUUCUUUCCUCAAAGGAGAGUGACGAUGUCAAAGUGCAACUCAUACUACAAGCACUGUAUCGCAUACUCAAGCAGUAUGGAUUCGACCCCUACGACAAUAAAAACAAGGCGUCCGACGCUACAAAUGACUUUGACUAUUUGCUCCUCUCUCCAGAGGUGGACAUAGAGGAAGCGGAAAGGGUCAUCUCGGAAUCAAAGAAGGCGCUCGACGUCUCGCAAGCGUCCCGCGACGCAGGUCGUGAGGUGAAGCCUCCCAAAUUGAGCGAACGUGAAGCCACCUUCAUCUUAUUGGAGCACGCCGCACCAGUCGCUUUCGGCGACGUCACUUUGAAUUCGGAAACCACGUCCCUACGUAACACACUCAACAAGUAUUUCCAAACGCACAAGCUGGACGUCUCGCUAGAAUUCGCGGAUAAUGUCUCCACUCUGAAAACGCCGAAAGAGUUGCACGUAUCCUUCCACAGUUUCCCAAUAGUGAAAGCACUGCAAGACAAGUGGGUUGUCGCUAUAAAGAGGAAGCCUCCCUACAAUACUGUGACAGCUAAAGUCUGCUCUUUGCAUUUCAAGGAAAGUGACUUUGUGAAGAAUGUUGCAAGUGGACGAAGAAUGCUUCACAGCAAUGCUGUGCCAAGUAUUUUCAAAUUCAAAAAAGUGACGAAAGAACGGAAAGCCCCAAAAGAGCGAAGGGCACUCACACCAAAGUCUGCUUGGCCAAAUGCUCAGAACAUUCAAGACAGACGUCCAGCCGAAUGCCAUGAUUUUGCCACAAGUGAAGAGCAGUGUGAAACUAGUGAAAAUGAUACGAUACUAACAGCCGUGCCAGAAACACAGUCACCUUCCAAAACAGAAGAAGAGAUGAGGAUGCAGAAAAAAGAUGAAUUGAUAGAGAGUCUCCAAAAAUCCUUGCAAGUGGCAAAUGCAGAAAUAGCCCGACUAGAAAGGGAGCUCCUGCUACUGAAGGAAAAACACAGGAAGCUGGAGGAGAAACACCUUCCAUUUUCUGUUGAACGUUUCAAGGGCUCUGACGACGAUAUCCAAUUUUAUACUGGCCUCCCUUCCUAUGCCAUGUUCAAAAACUUUCUCACAUAUCUUGACCCGGGUGAGCGUGGUUGCAACAUCCAAUAUGGAACGUCUAGCGACAGCAUUUCACCCCUUGGAAGGCCUCAUGCACUUUCGAUGGACAAUGAGCUGUUCCUGACCCUAGUCAGACUACGGGUUGGCUUGUUCCAGCAGGACUUAGCACACAGGUUUAGUGUCACCCAAGCAACGAUAAGCAGGAUACUUUCAGCAUGGAUCAAUCAUCUGUACCUAAAGCUCAGUGCACUCCCACAGUGGCCAUCUCGCGAAAUCAUUCAGAAAAACAUGCCAGUGGCCUUCAAAGAAGAGUUCCCAAGCACAAGGGUGAUAAUAGAUGCGACAGAAAUAAAAUGCCAAGUGCCCAGCUCAUUUGUGUUACAAUCAGAGACAUACUCGACGUACAAGUCGUCAAACACCUUGAAGUCUCUUAUUGGAGUGUCACCGGAUGGCUACCUGACAUUUGUGUCUUCCCUCUACACCGGAAGUAUCUCCGACAAGGAACUAGUGAAGAAAAGUGGACUUUUAUCUCUAAAAUUUGAAGAAGGAGACUCCAUCAUGGCUGAUAAAGGGUUUAGAAUACAGGAUCUCCUCAAUCCCCUGAAAAUUGGACUCAACAUUCCACCAUUCACAACGCAGGGCAAGCUAACAAAGGAAGAGGUUCUGGAGACGCAGAAAAUCGCUUCCUUGAGGAUACACGUGGAACGCAGGAUCCAGCGAAUAAAGACCUAUCAUAUAUUUGACAGUGGAGUGCCCAUCACGCUUUGUCCCCUUGUGAAUCAAAUGUGGACUGUAUGUGCAUUAUUAAGCAACUACCAAAGCCCCAUUAUGAAAACUUACGACUAG